Monoraphidium neglectum is the source of this 714-nucleotide messenger RNA. RefSeq lists its product as hypothetical. The record is from RefSeq and is a predicted model, not a curated record. Gene Ontology annotation, cellular component: outer kinetochore; mitotic spindle; spindle microtubule. NCBI's taxonomy places the organism in Eukaryota, Viridiplantae, Chlorophyta, Chlorophyceae, Sphaeropleales, Selenastraceae. Bases 1 to 714 code for a protein of 237 amino acids. Gene Ontology annotation, molecular function: microtubule binding. The transcript is spliced from 5 exons. Gene Ontology annotation, biological process: cell division; chromosome segregation; regulation of microtubule polymerization or depolymerization.
AUGGCGCCUCAGGCUCGCGCUCUGCUGCAGGCUGCUCGGCUGCAGCAAGAGCACCUGCAGAUCGUUGCGGCCAAUCUCCCGGCCCACCUGCCAAGCAGCCAAGCGUCAAGCACGGCGGCAGCCGCGCCGAGCGGCUGGGCGCGGGCAGGCCAGCAAUCAGCUGCAGGCGGCGGCAACGGCCCAGGGCUUGCGGCGGCAACAGCAGCAGCCAGAGCGGCGGACGACGCAGGAGGCGGCGCAGGGGCAGCUGCGGCGGCAGGCCGCCGGCGCGACGCGACCGCCAGCGCGGCGUCGACGGCGGCGCCGCGGUGGUAUGUGACACAGGCGGAGCUCAACUCGCUGGCAUCCUACAUGCGCGGGCGGCUGACCCUGGACAAGGUCAACGCCGCCCUGGACGAGGCGGCGCUGCACGCAGAGCAGACCGCGCGCUGGAUGGCGGCAGUGCGGUCUCACGCGCUGCAGCGCGUCCCGGCGGAGGAGCGCAAGCGCGCGGCGGACAUGUACCACUCGCUGGCGGGCAAGGAGGGCAUCCGCGGCCACUUUUGGUUCACGGAGGUCGAGCUGCGCAACGGCUCGGCGCUGCGGCCCGACAAGACCGGCAAGGGCCUGCUCAUGAUGCUGCGCCACCUGGGCCGGCUGAGCGAGGUGCGGGCCAACGUGGAGGCGCUGGGCGGAUCCAUAGUGGUGUAUGUGCUGCUGCGGUCCACUGAUUGA